This is a messenger RNA of Danaus plexippus (monarch butterfly), 2055 nucleotides long. RefSeq lists its product as uncharacterized. The transcript is spliced from 2 exons. NCBI's taxonomy places the organism in Eukaryota, Metazoa, Arthropoda, Insecta, Lepidoptera, Nymphalidae. The record is from RefSeq and is a predicted model, not a curated record. Bases 19 to 1254 code for a protein of 411 amino acids.
AGCCAGCAUAUAGCACUAAUGAACUUCAUUGCUGCUGUUUAUAAUGCGUUCAUUAUGAAAAUACUCUGGAUGCUGAUUAUAGUCCUACAUCUAUAUUCAUUGCAAGUAAUCGCGAAACCGGUUCGGACAUCACUAUGUACUAAUUAUUGCAAUUUAUUACAUUCUGGAUGGCAUAUAACCUGGACGAAUUGCUACUGUUUUCCCCAAAAAAACAACAUUGAAAAGAAAAUAAAAAAUGGUAAAAUAAAACGAACUCCAUUAGGGGAGCAAAAUAAUGAUGCCCAUAAUUUUGAUAAUAACUUUUAUAUAAAUGCAGAUAAUUUAUCAGUAUGUAUUGAUUUACAUAUUCUGCUUGAAAAUCUAAAUAAAAUUAGAAACGAUUUACCAUCAAGCGACUUCAAAAAAGAUCCUGAAUACAUAGAUGUUGACGAAAUACACAGAGCAAUUGCAAAAAAUUGUGAUCAGAUUAGCACGAUUAUACAAAACAGUAUUACUGAAAUAAAAAGCAACUUAAAACCUGAAAGGAAAAUAAAUAAAUUGGAUGAUAAUAAAGAACCUCAAACAGCAAGAAGUAUCGUCUCUCACCAAACUCCAAGCGAUUACAGAAACCCUACUAUUGCUGUGGAUUCUACAUAUGAAGCGAUUAAUUAUAGUAAUUUUAUCACAACAACUGAAUACAUGGAAUUAAUAAAGGACAACUCAAAGGAAUUAAAUUUAUCAGAGGAAAAUACGAUUCAAAAAGGCAGUACAGUGGGAUCACCCUCAUUAUCAAAUAAAGAAAGUAAUAUAACAUUUAAAAAAUCUGACAAAAACAAAACGCAACUUACAAAAACUGAACAUACUAAAAACUCAACAAAUGUCAAAAUUUCCACUGAAGCAACUACAAAUAAAAGUAUUAUUUCAUCUAAUUAUCUAGCUACAGGAAAAGAAGGGAGCCAAGCCGUGAAUUUUAAGAACACUUCCAUUUUAAACAAUAUACCGCAAAGACAAAAGUAUGAUGAAAGCAGAUCAUAUAUCAUAAAGUUAAUUACGCAAGAGCUUUCUAAUGGAACAGUUUUAAGUUUCAUAAAUGGAACCGAAAUAUUAUCGAGAAACGACAUUGACGACAUAACUUUACAAACAGAAGUAUCGCCUAAAAAUAACGCUGCGAAAUCAACACCUUAUGAUUUUGAAGAGCAAAAUUUGUUUGAUGUUCCACUGACUAGUAUUACCAACAGGCUCUACAUUAUAUACGAAGAAAAACGUAUACCAUGACAUUUAGUGCAAUUUCAAAUUAAGUGAAAUUUUGGGAUUGGUUUGAAAUUUUUUUGGUAUGAGAGAUGACAAACAAAAAAAAUUUAAUCCUUUCUAUUUACUUUGUCAUAUUGAAUCUAUGAAUACAAAUGAGUAAAUAUUUUUUUUUCUAUAAUCAAAUUUUAAGGAGAUGAACAAUUACAUGGGCUUUAGAUGCUGUUGUUUAAGAUCGUGUCUUAUCUAUAUAAAAAUAAAAAGUUUACGCGUAGGUUUCUAGAUGUCAAAUUCGUAAUUUAAGAAACGAAAGGAUGUAAGCCACAAAAAUUUACUUCCAUUAAAAUAGGUAGACUGCAUAACUCCACAAAUCAGGGUAAAAAUAUUUUCAUAUAGAUAAAAUCCCACAUGAAAUAUUAUAUUUAGUCAAUGGUCGCGUUUGUCCAAAACAGCUGAAGUAAAGGAGAGUUCAUGGAAAUAAAACAGAAUUGGUGUCACGAUUACGGAAGAGUAAAAUUUUUUAUAUUUUAAUUUAGGUGUACCUUAAAUUAUAAACAUGUUUUUAUUCAUUUCCAUUAGUUUUUAAGUUUGGUGUCCAAUUCAUCUUUUUUGUGACUUUUACUCCUAUUAGGAACAAUUAGGGAUUGUUUCAAAGUUAAACGCAUUUCUUUAAUAUUGCCUCAUAAAAACAAUAGUUUUGCUGAUGCCGUGGAAUGUUGAAACUAAAUUCGUUCAGGAGGUCUUUGUAGUAAAAACGCAAAACUUGAAAUUUAAGUAAAUAAACUGUACACUAUUCAUGUAAAUCAAUUAAACUUCUUCAGAAAUCCA